Acytostelium subglobosum LB1 is the source of this 2676-nucleotide messenger RNA. RefSeq lists its product as hypothetical. The transcript has 2 exons. NCBI's taxonomy places the organism in Eukaryota, Evosea, Eumycetozoa, Acytosteliales, Acytosteliaceae. The record is from RefSeq and is a predicted model, not a curated record. Gene Ontology annotation, biological process: carbohydrate metabolic process; N-glycan processing. The annotation marks the transcript as partial. Gene Ontology annotation, molecular function: alpha-glucosidase activity; carbohydrate binding.
UUUUUAUAUAUAACAAUGGUGUUAUUGACCAAUGAUAUUAUAGUAACACCAACAGAAGCAGUCGAUCUGAACAAGUUCAAACAAUGUAAUGAUCAAUCAUUCUGUAGAGUCAAUCGUAAUAUAGAAGACGACCCUUCACGUAUACAUUAUAAGAUAGUACCAUCAUCUUUACAUAUUGAUACAGAGGGUCGUCUGCAAGCUGACUUGAUCGAAGAGGGCCUUGCCGACAAGGAGGGCCACUCCGACAGGGAACACCCACUAUCACUGGAGAUACGCGCACUUGAAGAUGACACCAUCCGUAUGACCAUCACAGAGAAGGUGUCCGUCACCAAGAACAAGCGCUAUCAAGUCAAUGAUGUGCUGCUCCCCAACAUCGAGUACGCACCCAUCAAGACACUGCAUAUGAGCAGUGACAACGACGCCACGUUUGAGUUUGGUCGACACUCUUACGCACGUAUCCAAUACCGACCGUUCAAGCUCGAUGUCUUUGUCGACGACAUCCUGGCCAUCUCUGCCAACGAGCGCAGCUUCUUCAAGUUUGAACGCACGCUGACACAUCCUGCGCCCGACACCAAAUGGCCCGAGAUGUUUAGAGACCAUCCUGACAGCAGGCCUCGCGGUCCAAUGUCCGUCGCCAUGGACAUCAGCUUCAUUGGCACAUCGCACGUCUAUGGCAUCCCCGAACACACCACAUCGCUUGCACUGCGCUCAACUCGUGGUAACAAGAUCAACGACAACCCAUACAGAUUGUACAACCUGGACGUGUUUGAGUAUGAGCUCGACAAGACCACAGCGUUGUACGGUGCCGUGCCACUGAUGCUCUCACACGAUGCCAACAAGACUGUUGGAGUGUUUUGGCUCAACUCUGCCGAGACCUUUAUCGAUGUGUCUGAUGGCAUCAACUCAAAGUACACACAUUGGAUCAGUGAGACUGGUGUCAUGGACGUCUUCUUCCUCACGGGUCCAACUCCACUCAAGGUCUUCUCGCAGUACGCCGCACUGACAGGUACAACUGCACUUCCACAAUUAUUCUCACUUGGUUACCACCAAUGCCGUUGGAACUAUGUUAGUCAACAAGAUGUCGAGGAGGUUGACUCUGGAUUCGAUGACAAUAGUAUACCUUAUGACGUGAUGUGGCUGGACAUUGAGCACACUAAUGAAAAGAGAUAUUUCACUUGGGACAAGGCCAACUUUGGCUCACCCAAGGACAUGCUGGCAAAGAUCGAAGCCAAGGGCAGGAAGAUGGUGUCUAUCGUCGACCCGCACAUCAUGCGUGAACCUUCCUACUACAUCUACAAUGAGGCGAAGAGCAACAAGUACUUUGUCAACAACAAUAAGGGUGAGGAGUACGUUGGUUAUUGCUGGCCAGGUGACAGCAGCUACAUUGACUUUACCAACCCACAGGCGCGCGACUGGUGGGCUUCACAGUUUGCCUACAACAAGUACCAGGGCUCCACUCCAAUCCUAUACACAUGGAACGACAUGAAUGAGCCGUCAGUCUUCAACGGACCCGAGGUAUCAAUGAACAAGGAUGCCCUACACUAUGGCAACGCAGAGCAUCGUGAAGUCCACAAUCUCUACGGCUUCUACCAGCACAUGGCGACAGCAAAGGGUUUGGUCGAUCGUAACACCGACAAGAAUGACCGUCCCUUUGUGUUGUCACGAUCAUUCUUUGCAGGCACCCAGCGAUUCGGACCCAUCUGGACAGGUGACAAUGCUGCCAAGUGGUCGCAUCUCAAGGCGGCCCAGCCCAUGCUCCUCUCACUAGGCCUGACGGGCAUUACAUUCAGUGGUGCAGACGUUGGUGGUUUCUUUGGUAACCCAGAUGGCGAGUUAUUGGCACGAUGGUACCAGGCGGGAUCAUUCCAGCCAUUCUUCCGUGGACACUCUCAUCAUGACACCAAGCGCCGCGAGCCAUGGUUGUUCGGAGAUCCCUACCUCGGCAUCAUCAAGGCCGCCAUCCUACGCCGCUACACCUAUCUCCCACUUUGGUACACACUCUUCUACCAGAACACAUUGACUGGCGCACCCACCAUGCGUCCACUCUGGGUGGAGUUCCCAUCGGACCCAUCUUUGUUCGCUGUCGACAACGAGUUCAUGGUCGGCAAUUCAUUGUUGGUGGUCCCAGUUGUUGAACAGGGGGCAAAGACAACAAGAGUAAUGCUACCAGGUGGUGACACACAAACAUGGUACGACAUCGACACACUCAAGAGAUACUUUGCCUGCCACAUGGAGGUGGCCACACCUCUCGAUAAGAUACCCGUCUAUCAGCGUGGUGGCACGAUCGUGCCAAAGAAGGAGAGAGUGCGUCCAUCAACCAAGCACAUGGUCGAUGACCCCUAUACCCUGGUCGUGGCCCUAUCGGCCACACAACAAGCACGUGGCGAAUUGUACAUUGAUGACGGACAUUCGUUCGACUACCAGAAGGGACAAUACCUCUAUCGAUCAUUCGUUUACAAUCAUGGCAAGAUACAAUCAUCCUCAAUGGACAACAGUGCAGUAUACAAGCCCGCCAGCACCGUUGAGCGUAUCGUUGUUAUGGGUGUUGACAAGCGACCUUCCAGUGUGACUCGCGAGGGCCACAACCUACCAUUCGAGUAUGACAGGACAAUGCUCAAGCUAACCAUUGACAAGCUGUACAUACCAAUAUCAUCCAAUUGGUUGAUUGAGGUAGAG